Messenger RNA from Carassius carassius (crucian carp), 2569 nucleotides. RefSeq names its product coenzyme Q10A (gene coq10a). The coding region runs from base 301 to 1050 and encodes 249 amino acids. Lineage: Eukaryota; Metazoa; Chordata; Actinopteri; Cypriniformes; Cyprinidae. Gene Ontology annotation, molecular function: ubiquinone binding. The transcript is spliced from 6 exons. Gene Ontology annotation, biological process: cellular respiration; ubiquinone biosynthetic process. Gene Ontology annotation, cellular component: mitochondrion. The record is from RefSeq and is a predicted model, not a curated record.
GCUCCAUCAGAACCACACACCGGCAGCUUAUGAAAGCUUCACCGGUUUAACCCGAAUCGGUUUCAGCGCAAUCGCAGGCGAAAGGGCUAUUGUUUCAGUAGAUGAUUCUCUAGAAGUCGAAAUAUGAUUCUUGCACUUCAUCGGAUUUAACGCAUCGCGUGGGUUUGUUCACUGAACAACCGCCUACUCGUUUACUCCUAGAGAUGACAGCGAGCUCUGUUUUAUUACUGUGUUAAUCGUGCUAUUCGAGAUUAAUCGUCAUCAUUUUACACACACUGACUAGGUGAAGCUCUGUCUUUGAUGGCUGUGUCAGGAAACGCCCGGCGGAUCCCGAUGGGUGUGCGGACAUUCAGUGAGUUUUUGGAAAUAGCGACGGUCGAAACGUGUCGCUCCAGCAGCCCGAAUAAAUACAGAGAGAGGAUACGGCACUGGCCCAUCAGACACCUGUCCUCCUGCGGGAUCUUGAUGACCCGUCAUCCGCGCGCCCUCUGUCUCUCGGAAGUGGAUUUGACUCCCACUCAUCAAAGGAGAUCUUUCAUCAGCCUCACCAAUAAGAGAAAAGAGUAUUCAGAGAGGAGAAUACUAGGGUACUCAAUGCAAGAGAUGUAUGAUGUGGUAGCCAACGUGGAUGACUACAAACACUUUGUACCGUGGUGUAAAAAGUCCGAGACCAUCAUGAAAAGAGCCGGUCAUGCCAAAGCCCAGCUGGAAGUGGGCUUCCCUCCGGUUGUUGAGCGAUACACUUCAAUGAUAAGCCACGUCCGUCCACAUCUGGUCAAAGCGGUGUGUUCGGACGGUAAACUCUUCAAUCAUUUAGAGACAAUUUGGCGGUUUAGUCCCGGUAUUCCUGGCUAUCCUCGCACAUGCACUGUAGACUUCUCUGUCUCGUUUGAGUUUCGUUCAUUGCUGCAUUCACAGUUAGCGACUGUGUUUUUCGACGAGGUGGUGAAGCAGAUGGUGGCGGCAUUUGAGCGGCGAGCGGGCAAACUCUACGGACCCGAGACGAGGAUACCCCGCGAGCUCAUGUUUCACGAGGUCCAUCAAACAUGAGGUGCACCUUCAAACGGGACUUAGCUGCAUCUGGAACUCCCAAAACUCUUUAGAUGGUUAUCACAUGAUAAAUCAGAUCCAUUGGGAUGGUACGAUAGAUACCAUUUACUUACCCAAGAUUUCAGUUCACCAUAAAUUUUUUGUUUGCUUUUUGACCGUGAAUGAAGAUGAAUUGAUUAUUGCAGCUCUGACAGGUAAGAUUUGAAAGUUGAGGUGAAGAACUUGGACGUUUCAUUACGGUUUCAUCUGAUUUACUCAGUCAGUCCUGCUGGGGGUUUAUUGAGGCCAAAUCUGACUUAUUACUGAAGCUGAAAAUUAUAUUUUAGGUGAAAUCUGUCGCACACUGUUGAUUACCACACAAAAUGGUUUCGAUUUGUACCUCAGCUUUUUAAAACAAACAAUAAAACAUGUACAGCACAGGCAUUGUUUACUUUCCCCUUGCAUUUGUGCAGCUGUUUAAUUUAUGGUUUUAAGUCAGUAUUUGUGGUAAUCAACAGCAUGCAAAGGGCACAGAACAACCCAGAAUAGUCCUUCUAAAAUGAAUCUUUAUAUAACUAGAUAUGAAUUCAAAUUGCUUGAAUAUGAUCCUGCUCACAGUGACCUGCUUGACCUCCACUGCACACUGCACUGAAUUUAAAAUAUUCAUCUCAAGAAGUCACACUCAGAGGUGUGUGACUCCAAACACAACUGUAAAUAUAAUAAAAAUGAAUUAUACAGUUAUAGUGACGUCAAAUAUUUCUCUCACCCUAAAUAUUUAUCCUCACAGAUAACAAAAACAUUUGUAAAAGUAGUGGAUUUUAAAGAAGGAAUUGUAUUUAGCAUGCUUUUGCUUCCUUCGGAUGCAAACUCAGGGCUUUAGAGAAACUCGAAUGAAAGAAAUAUACGGAUUCGGCCUGUUGUUCACUAAUAGUGAUCUUAGAGUGUGCCUGUUCAUGUAGACUGUGCCAUUUCUUAUUUGUUGGUACGUUAAUGUAUAAACACUACUGUAUGUUUGUGUAUUGUUUGUGAUUUCUUGAAAAUCUACAGUAUUAGCUGGCUAAGCUUCAGAUACAUGCAUAGCAGACAUUUUUCUAUUUUUUUUCCAACAUUUUAUUUUACGAGAUUUUGAGCCAUUUCAAGGCCUUAUCUAAGUGCUCAUGGCAUUUAUAAAUGUCUUCAAGUAACGUGAUUUUCAAAAAUUGUCCAUUUAUCAUUUAUUUGUGCUGUAUCAAACGCCUGUCUAAAAGUCUUCCAUGGAAAUAGUCGCCAUUCGUAGAUUUCUAGGAUUUAUCAUAUAAAGACUUUGUUAGAUGUCUGUUAAGUGAGAAUUUUGGUUGAAGAACUGUGAAUAAGAACCAAAGCGAUGAGAAGUGCUUUAUAAGAGCAAGAAGAGCACAAUUUUAGGAAAAAAUUCUCUCUGAAAUGAAUGUUGUGUGCUUGGUAAACCUUCAUUCUCUCUCAACAGGCCUGUCGUCAGUGUUAUAACCUUGCACAAGCAUUUCUUUUAAUUUUAGAAUCUAUAAAUUUAUUUCCAAACUUA